This is a messenger RNA of Cydia fagiglandana, 8003 nucleotides long. RefSeq names its product dystrophin-like. The transcript is spliced from 42 exons. The record is from RefSeq and is a predicted model, not a curated record. The coding region runs from base 318 to 8003 and encodes 2561 amino acids. NCBI's taxonomy places the organism in Eukaryota, Metazoa, Arthropoda, Insecta, Lepidoptera, Tortricidae. Gene Ontology annotation, molecular function: protein binding.
ACAAUCGAAACAAAACGCUCUCCCGCGCUUUUGGCAGUCCGCGGCGCGCGCGCAGCCCGAACGCUACACUCUGCGCAUACGAUCCGAUACGACACGAUUACGAUACGAUACAAUUACGCGAGUGAAAUGCAUAAUUGCCGGCUGAUUUAGUGCGAUGCUGAUAACCAAAACACGUUCUAAUAAGAACUGUUUUGUUUGUGAAUGCCGGCUCAAAAGUUACCAAGUUGAGUUUGUUUACAAAGUGUUUGAACUGUCAGUGAGUGGCGCCCCAAGCGGCGUAAGUCGGCAGCGCUGAUGUCCGCCAUUGUGGCGGCGCCAUGACGCACCGGUCGGGGUUGCCAGGCGGCGCGCGCGGCGUCUCCCCACCGCGCAUCACGUGGGUGGUGAGGUUGGGAGACCCGCCUGCGCUUGGAAAUGCGCCAUAUGAAACGCAUCUUACGCACAGCAAGUACGAGCGAGAGGACGUACAGAAGAAAACAUUUGCAAAAUGGAUCAACUCGCAACUGGUCAAGAACGGGAAGCCGCUGGUGGGCGACUUGUUCGCCGACUUGCGCGACGGCGAGGUUCUGCUGUCGCUGCUGGAGAUCCUCACCGCGCAGCAAUAUAAACGCGAGCGCGGCCGCAUGCGCGUGCACCACGUGAACAACGUGAGCACGGCGCUGCGCGCGCUCAACGACGCCGGCGUCAGGUUGGUCAACAUCGCCGCCGCGGACGUCGUCGACGGCAACCCCAAGCUCAUACUCGGUUUGGUGUGGAGCAUCAUCCUCCACUGGCAAGUGCAGUACCACCUCAAGGAGUUAAUGUCGGAGCUGCACCAUACGAGCCUGGAGCGAACGCUGCUGGCGUGGUGCCGCGCCCACACUCAGGGUUACGAGGACGUAGACGUGACAAACUUCACGUCGUCCUGGGCCGAUGGCCUCGCUCUGAACGCUCUGCUGCACCGCUGGCGACCACAACUCUUCGACUUCCACGAGGUGGCGCAGCGCGCGCCCAGCGAGCGCCUCGACCACGCCUUCACUCUGGCGCACAACUACCUCGGGAUAGACCGGUUGCUGGACCCUGAAGACGUAAACACACCAAACCCGGACAAGAAGUCGAUCAUGAUGUACUUGAUGUGCCUGUUCCAAUCGCUGCCGCACUCGACGCCCGAGCUGGCGACGAUGGAACCCGACGCGGAGAAUGUCGGCCCCGACUCGGAACCCGCCUCGCCCCUAGGGAACACCGCAGAGAGCGGGUCGCGGCCGCUGUCGACGGCGACGACGGGGUCGGGCGAGCUGGGCGGGUACUCGGCGGCGCUGGAGGAGGCGCUGGCGUGGCUGCUGGACGCGGAGGAGCGGCUGGCGGCGCGCGCGGCGCCGGCGGCCGGCGCGGCGCUGGCGGAGCUGAAGGAGCACUUCCACGUGCACGAGGCCUUCCUGCUGGAGCUGGCGGCGCAGCAGGCGCGCGUGGGCGGCGCGCUGGCGCUGGGCGCGCGGCUGGCCGCCGACGGCGCGCUGUCCGGCGCCGAGGCGAGAGAGGUGCGGCUGCAGCUCCGCUUGUUAGCGGAACGCUGGGAGCAGCUGCGCGCGCGCGGCAUGGCGCGGCAGGCGCAAGUCCACGAGGCGCUCAUGAAGGCUCAACAAGAAACUAGACAUGAAUUCCGACAAUGGCUGACAGCGACGGAAGACCGCAUAUCCAAGCUGGGUCCUUUACCCGGCGACACCCCAGAAGAGGCCUCAGCCAGUUUGGCCGCUAUAACUGCUCUACAUGAAGCUCUACGCGAACAACAGCCUAGAGUAGAUGCUUUGGCCGACUGCGUCUUGGUUUUGGAUGAUAAUGAAGACACAGCGGGUGUGGUAGAAAUGGAAGACGAGCUGCGAGCGCUGGGCGAGCGCUGGUCGCACACGUGCCAGUGGACGCUGGCGCAGCUCGCGCGGCUGCAGGCGCUGCAGGACUUGCAGCCCACCGGCGCCGAGGAACAGCUCAAACAGAUGGAAGCGAACCCAGUAUCGACCGUCCAAGAGGUCCUCGAGCGCAUCAGCACGCUCCAGCAGAUCAAGCAUUCCGUCUCUCUCCAACAAGCGCGAGCGAUACAGCACACGGAGAGAGCUUCCGCUUUGAUAGCCAACGGCGAAGCGGCGGGAGUUGACUUCUCUGACGUGUUCGCGAGGGCUGAAGAGUUGCAGGAUAGGGCGGAGGCUCUGCUUAUGAUUCUAGACGUUCAAGCUCAACGGAUUCGCGAGCAAGGCUUCGAAGUGGAGCUAGUGACCACCCAACAGUCCCCAAUGGACGCAGAGAACACGGUGACCACAACAACAGUCACCGUGACGUCCUCAAGCGAUGCUCGCCGGAGCAAGAAGCCGCGACUCUCAGGCGGCGCAGACUUCCAGGCCGGGUACAAGCCCUAUGAGAACUGGGCCAAGACUGCCACUGAGACACUAGAGAAGUGUGCGCGUGACUUAGAAGAUUCGUCAGUGCCGCGCGCAACUGUGUCGGCGACUUUAGAGCGUCUCGACAAGGAGCUAUCCGUGCAGCGACAGGACUUCGCGAACGUCGAGGAGAUACAGCGACGGCUGGCCACUGAUCCUGCGCUCAAAGAGGAGGCCGAACAGCACGCAAAAAUCAUCGAAGAGCUAAAACAACGCUGGGACGACAUCCAGCGCGGCGCCACCUCGCUCCGCAACACCAUGAACCUGCUCGAGGACAAGGACAGCUUCCACCGCGCGGCCGCUUCACUACGCGAGGCCCUGCAGGACGCGCAGGCCUGGCGGGACCGCAUGCUCCGCGACAAGCCCUCCAACAACCAGCUCAUCCACCUGCGGAACAAGCUGCGCGCGCUGCGGCAGCUGGAGAUCAAGCGGAAGGAACUUGACGCGCAAUCGAUCAUUCUUUUGACCAAGCCGAUCGCGCCCGCUUAUAAAGAAGAAAUAGAGAGUACUGCCAAAGAACUAGGAACUGAAUACGAGGAGCUUUUGAACUAUUUGAGCGCUAAAGAAGUAGAAAUUAAAUUAGCGAUCAAUAAGAAACCUCAGGAGACCGUUAAGGAUGAGUUCGAGAAUCUCCAGCGGAAAAUACAAGAUAUAGAAUCCCGAGUUAUCGUCGAGCACGUCAUGUUUUCUACCGCUGAAUCCAUGGAAAAUAAAGUGAAAGAGCUAAAGAGUCUUCGUAGUGAGUUGGAAGAGUUACAAGCGGGUUAUGAUGAGGUGGUGAAGGCGAGAAGGCAGCAGUAUGAAGCCGGGAGCGUGCAGGAGUUGAACGUGAGGAGCAGCUUGGAGAACCUGGUGACGAAGUUCGGAGACACGCAGGUGCUGCUGGAGCAGAAGAUCGACAAGCUGGAGAACGGAGUGAAGCUGGUAGAGCAGCUGGAAGCCGACACGACAGAGCUGAAGCAGUGGCUAGACAAGCUGGACAAGUUCCUCGCCGACAACGAGUUCAUACCCAUCGGGGACGUCCAGCUGCUGGAGAGUUUGCUGGAUACCAGCAAUAAAUACGACGAAGAAAAAGAGAAAUACGAAACGAUGUUAACCUCGAUCGACAACACCCGCGCCACGAUCCUCGAAGAUUGCGACGAAUCCCUCGGCAGAACCCUCCGCUCCGACGGCUCCCCCGCCAAACGGUUCCUAGACACCACCAAACGUGCUCGCACCUUGAACGAAGGCUUAAGGCGGGCCUUGGAACGCACUGAGAGUGUAUUCAGACAGAUAGCCGAUACUGAGAGCUGGUUGAAGGAGUUGGAAGCGCAGAUCCCAAAGGAGGAGGAUUGUAGGAUAUCGGACUCGGCCGAGCUGUAUAAGGUGAAGAUGGUGUUCCAGACGCUUAAGGACAAGUGUGAUGAUAAGACGCAGGAGUUCAGGAACCUGAAUGAAGCUGGGAACGACAUGAUGCUAGCGGCAGAGGAGCGCCGACCGGCGGCGCUGGCGCGGCGCCUGACGGCGCUGUCGGCGCGCUGGACGGACGUCACGCGCGGCGUCUACGAACGAUACAAGGUGCUGGCGGAGGCGUGGCACGAGACGGGCGAGCUGCGCGCGUGGCUGGCGCAGGAGGCGGCGUGGCUGGACGGGCUGGAGCGGCGCCUGCGCUCCAGGCACCAGCCGGCCGACGCCGAGGAACUCUCCGCACAGCUUUACGACCUAGAAAGUUACAUGCGCAACCACUCGUCGCUUCGUCUAUCGCGGAUUCAAGACGUCGGGCGACAACUGGCCGACGCACAUAUCAUGGCCGGUUGGAUCCGCGCCGAGAUACACGCGCUGCAGGACCGCUGGAACACCCUGCAAGCCGAGGCGGCGUCCCGCACGGCCACGCUGGAGGGCGCGGCGCGCGAGGCGGCGCAGUCGGAGGUGGCGGUGGACCGCCUGCAGCAGUGGCUGCGCCGCGCGCAGGCCGGGCUCGCCGGGGCCGGCGGCGGCGGCGGGGACCACCAGGACCUCGUGGAGCAAAUAGAGACGCAGCGCGAGUCCCUAAAGGAGAUCGAGACUCAAGUGGAAGCUUACCGCUCCGCCGGGAGACCGGAAGCCGCCGAGCGUCUGCAGCACCAACUGGACUUACUGCGUCGUCAGUUGGAAGAGUGCGUCGAACGCCUCUCGACCCUGGGCACUCCGGAGCCGAGCGGCUCGGACAGCAGCCUGGAGGCGCGGCUGUCGCGCGCCACGCGCACGCUGCGCGGCGUGCAGGCGGGCGCCGAGCGCGAGCUGGCGCUCAGCUCCGCGCAGCCCGACGCCGUCCGCGCCGUGCUGCGCCGCUGUCUGAAAUUCUACCGCACCCUGAGCGAGAUCAAGUCCGAAGUGGAGUCGGUGAUCAAAACUGGGCGCAAGAUGGCCGAAGAGGAGGACGGACGCGAGCUGUCGCCCCGCAUCGACGCCCUGAAGGAGCUGUACAACCGGCUCGGCGCACAAGUCACCGAGUCCAAGACUAGGUUGGAAAAUGCCUUGCUAACUGCCAGGGAGAUACACAACGAUCUAGGGGCCUUGGGGGCCUGGCUAGACGGACUAGGAGCCGGCGUCGGCCGCCAGACCUUGGAGCUCGAAAUGUCCCGCAUGGAAGCCAUUAAAGACAAACUGAACGCCAACCACCGCGAGUACGCCAAGAGCUGCGACCCCGCCAGCCUCGCAGAGUUACGCGAACAAGUAGAUGAAAUCAACGCGCGAUGGGAGCGAUUGAAAAAACACGGAGUAACCAAAGAUGAUAGCUCUCCUCAGAAAUUCUUAGAAGAUGUCGCGCGAGAACUAGCCAGCCCGGCGACCCUGACAGAUGCUAAAUUACGCGCGUUGGAGGGCGAACUACGCGCGCGCGCCAACGAUAUUCGUGCGACGAACGAUCCAGCCCUCGUCAAGCAACUGGAUAAAUUGAUUGCCGACGUCGCGUCGGCGGCCCGCAGUCCGGCGGAGCUGCCGCUGUGCACGUCCACGCCGCUGAAGGAGAUGCAGAUGGACGUGCAGCCCAAGAGGGAGAGGGACAGCAAGAGCCCCAGCCCGCGCCGGUCGCAUAUUCCAUUGAGUCGGGAGCGCCUGCGCUUGCAUACUGAGCGAAUGCAAGGAUCGGAACCUGAGUCGCCGCCAUUAUCCCCCGUGUCGGCCGGGUCGCGCGGCUCGCCCCCGCUGUCGCCGCUGUCCCCGCCGGGCGCCGCCCCCGACAGCCUGCUGGGGGCGCUCGGAGCCGCCCCCGACGAGGAGCUUGCGGAGUACGAGGCGGCGGCGACUGCGGCUGCGAGGCGGAUGGACGUCAUGAUGGUCACUGUAGGGGCCGUCGACGCGGAGAAGGACCCCGGCAAGCGGCUUGAGAUCCUGAAGAACCAGCUAGGCGCCCUGGCGCCCGAGGCGGCCGCGUUGAUCUCCCGCGGCGACAGCCUGGUGUACGCUCGCCAUGCGACCAGUCCUCUACUGGCGGAAUAUGUCCGUACACACUCGGACCGGCUGCGGAAUAAAUGGGCGCAGGUCAUGGCUGAGAUCGAGGCCAAGAGGAACGUCGCCAUCAGAGCUGAGGACAACAUCAAAGAACUCAACACCCUCCUGGAAAGCCUGCAGCGCUGGCUGAAGCGCCUCGAAGGCGACAUCAAAGCCGAGCGCGGUCUCGUGAAGGAGGAGUUCCUCGACCGGGAGGGCGACGUCGAGCGCGUGUCGGAGCUGUGUCGAGCUCUGCGGGCAGCUAGAGUUGGAUAUCCGGAGAGAGCUGUGGCGGACUUGGGACAAGCAUGGACCAGAGCGAGACAGCUUUAUGAAGCCACUCACAAGCCGAAGCGGGACAAAAAGGGCAAAAUCGACGCAAGCGAAGCCCUAUGCGGCGAAUACGUGACGCGCGCGAAUCGGUGUCGUGAACGUGUCGCCGCCGUCGCGCGGUUACUGCAGGCGCCGCCGCUCGGCACGAGGGAUUACGACGAAUUUCCUUUACAAGAGGAUGCUUUAGCGAAAGUGAAGUCGUCCAUCUCAGAGCUGGAGGCCGUGGUGGCUGAGACCGAGAGCGUGUUCACUUCGCUCAGCCAACAACCGAGCGACAACGCGCAAGCGACACGAGUGAGGCGCAAACUGCAAACCGAGUGGACCGCACUUCAGGACAACUACAAGGAGCGCCGCGAGAGAUGGACUCGCUGUCAAGCAGAAUGGGCAGCUUUAUACGCGGCGCUAGAAGCGUGCGGAGCGUGGCUAGACAACGCCGAGCGUUCGUUGCAGCAGGCCCGGAAUAGUCAAGAACCUCUCAAAGAUUUGAAACAGAAGCUCAGAGAUCUCGAACAGCAGAUGUCAGCGCGCGCCGGCUGUGUGUCUGCGGCGCGAGCGGGCGGGCGCGCGGUGCUGGGCGCGUGCGGCGGCGCGCUGGCGCGCGGCGUGCAGGACCAGCUCGAGCAGCUGCUGGCCCGCUGGCUCAAGGCCGCCGCCGACCUGCAGGCGCUGCAGCACAAGGUAUCUUCGCUGGAGGCGUCCCGGGAUUCCCCGCGGGACGCCGAGACGGCGCUGGCGGGAGUACGAGCGCUCCUAGAUACUACUAGCGCCAACCCCUCGGACCGAACUAGUCUGUCUGUGCGACUUAGCCUCGUUAAGGCGCGCUCGGAGGAGCUGGGCGCGCGGCUGCAGGACGCCGGCCCGGCGCAGGCGCAAGUGCAGCAGGCAUGCGCAGCGCUCGGCGCGCACCGCGAGUUCCUCUCCCAGAAGCUGGCCGCGCUGGGCAAGUUUGCCGCGCGGCUGGACGCCGCCGCGGCUCGCGCCCAAGCCGCUCGGGCAAGGCUCGCUGCCGCGCCGCAAGAUGCCGCUGCCGUGGCUGAAGUACAAGAGCUGAUCGUGUCGCAAGAAGCGGAGGUGCGCGAGGUGCUGGAGAACUACAACAACCUGGAGCGCGAGUGCGGCGCCGCGCGCCAGGCCGUCGCGCCCGCGCUGCGCGACCGCGCCGCGCGCCUGCGGCAGGACUGGGCCGCACUGCGGGGCCACGACCCGCCGACGGUGGUGAGCGAGACCCCGCGGCGCGGGUCCGACCCGCCCAGCGAGCGCAAGGGCUCCGCCGACAGCCAGGCCAGCGAUUGGAGCGGCCGCGCGUCCGGUCGCCGGCGCUCGGCGCAGUCGCAGGCGCCGGCGGUGCUGCUCGCGCACUUUGACACCACCGUGUCGCAGAUCCGCGAGUGGGUGUCGUGCGAGACAGAGAUGCUGCGCGCGCAGGCCGUGGCCGUGGGCGACGUGGACGACAUCCUCAGCCAGCUGGACAAGCAGAAGGGUGUGCUGCGCGAGCUGGAACAGAAGAAGCCACAGCUGGACGAGCUGCUCCAUACUGCCGAGAGUCUUAAGGGCACCGAGAACCGGCAACAGCUCCAUGGCAAAGUGACCGCCCUCCGCGAGCACUGGGAUGAGGCGAACGCUCGCGUGCUCCAGCGCAAGGCGCAGCUGGACGCCAUGCUGGGGGACAGCCAGCGGUACGAGGCGAGGCGGCGGGACGCCGACGCCUGGCUGACCAGAAUGGAGGCCAGGCUGGCUGCCAUGGCGCAGCCGGGGCAUACGGCUGAUGUGCUGGAGAUGCAGCUUAGAGAACAGAAGGUAAGACAGUGGUAG